UUGUCUGUACAGUUAUGGCUGUCCUGUUAUUAUUUUGUGUCUUGAUCAAUUAUGAGUAGCUAAACCAUAUCGACUUUUGGACACUGAUGCGCAGGAGAACCCCUAGCUGUCAAUCAAGCAGGCGCGGUGAACGGAUUAUGACGCUCAAGCGUUCCAAAUGACGCAACAAUACAGUUCCAGAACAGAGAAAGUUAAUGCCGAAGAUGUUGUUCGGUUCCACACUAAAACUGCUGUUUGACAAGUGUGAUUUGAGAAAUAAAACUUGUAGACCUUUCCUGCAGUCUCUGAGGAGAUGGACACCUCUUAUUCUUCUGGACGAUCUCAGUCUCCUACUGGGACUGUCUUCUUACCCCCUCCUAUCAUGUGGAACAGUCUCUACAAGCAGGCAGAGAUGGAGGUUCAGUUCCUGAGGGAAGAGAAGAAGACCUGUACAGAGAAGGAAGCCCACAUGCUUGAGUUGAGGGGGAAGGAUCGAACGAUCCGAAAUCAGAAGAAGGAGAUGGACAGACUUCAAGUGUGCCUCUGGGAGGAGGAAAAGAAGAAGAGGGAUGGUGGAACGGAGAAGGACGAGAUGAUUGAACAAUUACAGUCUGAGACAGACCAUCUCAGAGCCCUUUUGAAAGAUGAAAGGAGGAGAAGAAGAGUAGAAAGGGGUAUUAUGAAAGAGUGGAAGGCUGAGAUCCUGAGACUGAGGGAGGCAGAGAGCCACAGGGAGGCAGAGAGACAGAGAGAAGCAGAGAGAAGCAGCGAGACAGAGAGAAGCAGAGAGGCAGAGAGAGCCACAGAAUGGGAGAACCAGAGAAAAAUGCAGGAAGUCAACAGACUCAAACAACUGCUGGAGCUGCUGAUGGUGGACCUACAACUGGCCCACGUAAGACAUGUCAUUGUUAUUAUUAAAAGGCAGUGUAUAUUCACCCGGCUGAAAAUGAAUGGCAGCAGUAUGCUAACCCAAUGUUAAC
Molecule: messenger RNA, 959 nt
Organism: Salvelinus namaycush (lake trout)
Lineage: Eukaryota; Metazoa; Chordata; Actinopteri; Salmoniformes; Salmonidae
Product: octapeptide-repeat protein T2-like
Exons: 3
Coding region: 293-958 (221 amino acids)
Source: RefSeq, a predicted model, not a curated record